AUGAUAAUUAUUAAAAAAAAGAGAUUACAGAAUGACGACAAUGAAAAUGAGGCAGGUCUGUCAAAUGGAAAACGUAGUCAGCAUGAGGAUUCAUCAUAUGGAAAUACAAGAGCAUACUUAGAAAAUAUGAAUAAGAAACUGGAAUCAUAUUGCCAUCUUAUGAAAAAUCAUUUCAAAAGAUUACAAAGGAAAGAAAAUGAUGCUUAUCUUUGA
Molecule: messenger RNA, 213 nt
Organism: Funneliformis geosporum
Lineage: Eukaryota; Fungi; Glomeromycota; Glomeromycetes; Glomerales; Glomeraceae
Source: the annotation of a GenBank genome assembly